Nicrophorus vespilloides is the source of this 4745-nucleotide messenger RNA. RefSeq names its product mediator of RNA polymerase II transcription subunit 14 (gene MED14). The record is from RefSeq and is a predicted model, not a curated record. Gene Ontology annotation, biological process: regulation of transcription by RNA polymerase II. NCBI's taxonomy places the organism in Eukaryota, Metazoa, Arthropoda, Insecta, Coleoptera, Silphidae. Gene Ontology annotation, molecular function: transcription coregulator activity. Bases 1 to 4647 code for a protein of 1548 amino acids. The transcript is spliced from 11 exons. Gene Ontology annotation, cellular component: mediator complex; core mediator complex.
AUGGCCCCUGUACCGUUGGAGGGGCUCCAGACCCCUGUGGCCAAUAGCAUGGUGCAAGCGGGUGGACAGUCUGCGGGCCCGCAAGAAGGCAAUCGCGGAACCAUGAUGUCCCUGUCCGUCCUCAUCGACUUCAUAGUUCAGAGAACCUACCAUGAGCUAACAGUGUUGGCCGAAUUAUUGCCAAGGAAAAUGGAUAUGGAAAGGAAGAUUGAGAUAUACAACUUUGCUAUUCGCACAAGACAAUUGACGGUCAGAUUGUUAGCACUGGUCAAGUGGGCAAACAGUGCUUCCAAAGUGGAGAAAUCAGCGAGGAUCAUGGCUUUCCUGGAUAAACAAUCCUUGCUGUUUGUGGAUACUGCGGAUAUGUUGGCCAGAAUGGCCAGGGAGACUCUGGUGCAAGCCAGAUUACCCAACUUCCAUAUUCCCGCUGCUGUCGAAGUAUUGACUACCGGCACCUACGGAAGACUUCCCGCCUGCAUCAGGGAGAAAAUCGUUCCUCCAGAUCCAAUCACGAAUUCAGAAAAGAGAAACACCUUACUGAAACUGAACCAGGUGAUCCAGCACCGAUUGGUCACUGGGAAUUUACUGCCGCAGAUGAAAAACCUUAAGAUUGAGAAUGGCAGAGUAACUUUUCAUGUGGAACAUGAAUUUGAUGUGUCCUUAACGGUUAUGGGUGAUGGACCAAAUAUACCAUGGAGAUUAUUGGAAAUUGAUGUGCUUGUCGAGGACAAAGAAACCGGAGAUGGUAAAGCUUUGGUGCAUCCUCUGCAAGUUCAAUAUAUCCAUCAGCUGAUGCAGACAAGACUUGUGGAUAAUCCAGCUCCACUCACAGAAGUUUACAACUGCUUGCAUUACUUUUGCCAGUCUUUGCAAUUGGAGGUGCUGUAUUCACAAACGUUGAGGUUGAUGAGGGACAGAUUGGAUGAUCACAUCCAUGUGGAUGAAUAUGUUUCUGGAAAAUCGUUGACCAUUUCUUAUUGGAGGGAAUUGACAACGAAGGGAAAAGAUCCGACCAGUAAGGACCCAAGAUCUGAGCUCGGAUACAGAUUGACCGUGCAGGUGGAUCCGCACGAUCCGGCCAGACCACUCGCCGUCAUGCACGUGCCCUCUCUUGGCAACAAAGAGAGCGAGAUCGCGGACAGGGCAAUACGAUCGGAGCUGCUCUCCAUGGAGAGACUGCUCGUGCACACGAUUUACGUCCGCACCAAGAGCAGACUGACCGACAUCAAGGCGGAACUGCAGAACAUGAUGAAGGAUGUGGAGAGCAACCUGCAGGGUUCGCCCGCGAUACUCUCGGUUGCGAUACUUCAGCCGUGCCUUAGGGCUGAGCAACUGCUGAUCACGGUCGACACGCACACUGGGAUGCUGCAAUGUCACGUACCUCAGUACGAUGCACCGCUCAUUCCUGAUCUGUGCAACGCACUAAACGGGGAUCACUCGAAGUUGCCCGGUCUCAUCAGCGAGCUGCGGUUCUGGAUCACGCAGAGACGGUGCGAGAAAACUUUGCAGCAUCUCCCCGCCACCGCUCAGGAGAGGUUACCGUUACUGCACCAUCCCGAUCAUCCGCUCACAAAGCUCAGCAAGCACAGGAUGUACGUGCAGUUACAUAGGCAUCCUAAUGUGGCUCUGAUCAUCGAGUUCAAGGAGAAGGAGAACAGCCCGUGCGAAAUCGACUGUUCCUUUUAUCUGCUGAUAGUGAAGCAUUCGAGCAUCGAGGACAACCCUGACGAUGAGUCUAUAGAGACGGAAAUCCCGAAGGUGUACCUGAAGGUGCACAGCCUCAUCGAGUUCGAUACGUUCGUGGUGACACACGGUCCAUUCACGAACGUCGACGGAUCAACGGACGGAGAUCACGUGGAGCCAGGAACGCUGAAAAGGAAGGCGGGCAUCGGGAUGAAGCAGGAGUCUGCGACGAGGAGAUCGAAGCAGCCUGCCUACUUCGUCGCCGAGCUGGCUCACGUGGUGGCAAUGUGCGAUGAGAGAUUGCCAUUCGUUGCGUUGGCCGGUGAACUCACGAAGAGGAACAUCUUUCAUCAGGGUCUGCAGGUGGAGGCGAACGCCACGGGUUUGGUGCUGAAGCUGAUACAGUUGCCGCCACCAACGCCUGAGAUCGGACAGUCAGCGGCGUGGCACUCGCUGCUGAAGAGAUUGCUCUCCGUCUCGAUAAGGGUGCAAACGAAGGUUAAUCUGAAGAGUUGGGUCACCGAGUUCGUCUUCUAUUCGACGCCACUGCCGAGCACGCAUCCGAAGGAGCAGGGCUCCAGGAGACCCGUCUACUUCCCAUACGACAUGGGCACCGCCGAUAACGUGUCGAGGACGGUCAACCAGCUGCUGAGCGAUUGGGCGCAGAUCGUUCAUCUCUAUACCAUAGUGCACGAGCUCAGCGAGUAUCUCGCGAUAGAAAAGUAUAAUCUGGCAAACAUGUUCAGCAUCAAGUCGUACAGCUACGGAAAGCUGGUGCUGUGCUACGGGCCGGACAAAGGGGCGAUGGUUUGCAUCACCUGGAGCAGCAGCCAGAAGCUGUUCCGACUCUCGUUCGGUGCGACGAACAACGCUCUGAAUGCGCACUCCAUCAUCAAGGAACAACUCGAAUCGCACCUGAACGUGACCAGGAAUUUGGCUCAAUUGGUGCAGAUUCUGCAUGAGACCUACGAGCCGCUCAUCUCUAUCAGCAAGUUGCCCACCAUUCCGCAGAUGGGUGUUUCGCACACGAGACCUCAGGUACCGGUCAAAACAUUUACUCUGAUGGCGCAGUCCUGCACAUUAAUUAGAAUCGCCUAUCAAGAGAUGUACUGUCUGGAGCUGAGAAUCAGGGGAGCCGGUCUGGUGUCUUUGAGGGACGGAGCGUACAGCCGCUUCGAUCGCAGCAACGUCGUGGAUGUCUUCUCGCCGACGCAAGGAUUGAAGGCGUUCCUUUCGAAAUACGUAGACGAGACUGCCGUGUUCAGAAGGCGAUCACAAUCCGAGGAUGAUAACCCUCCGUCGCCGAUCUCUAUGGAAAUCGAGGGUGGAGGAGGAGGAGGAGGUUUUCUAGGUCAUCAUCGUGGUCCACAAUCUCCGGCGCAGCAGAGGGAGCCGGGUCUUCGAUUCAACCAUCCGUUGACACCGCCACCUAGCUCUAAUCCGCAUACUCCGGCCAGCCCUCACACCUCGAUGAACCAGCCGUCGGCGACGCACACCAGUUUCGGUUCGAGUCCGGCAACAUCAUUCAGUCCCACAUCGAUUCCAGCUAACGUCAAUCCCAGUCCGCACAUGCCUCAUCCCAGUCCCGGUUCUGGCCUCGUCGCCAAUUCACCUCUGAAUCCGCACGUGCCCAGUCCCGGUGGACUACUCUCGAAUCCAUCUCCUGGUCCGGUCACGAAUCUACCAGGUCAUUCGCCCGUCAGCAGCUUCAUGCAGACCGGCCACACGGACGGCAGCCCGUUCCCAUCCUCGCAGAGCAUGGCAUCGCCGGCCGCAUCCAACUGGCCCGGAUCACCGAGUGUACCGAGACCGUCACCAGCGCGUCCCGGCCAAUCACCGGGCGGACCACCGAUCAUGCAUAGCCCGCAGGCAGAUCAUAAACCUGGAGUAGGAGGAAGUGGAUCGGGAGGCGGUGGCGUAGGAGGCAGCCACAUGCCGCGGGUACUUCCUCAGCGUUCGUGGGCCGGUGCCGUACCCACCCUUCUCACCCACGAGGCACUCGAGAGUCUCUGCUGUCCAUCGCCUCAUCCUCAGGGCUAUCCGGGACCAGAGAUUGCACCUCUCGAGCGUUUCCUGGGUUGCGUCUACAUGCGCCGCCAGCUGCAACGAUUUGUCCACUCGGAGAAAUACCUCACCGCCCUGUCGACGACGGAACCCGGCGUCAUCCAUUUCAAGGUAUCCGAACAUCUUCACUGCAGGAUAGUUCUGAAUCCUCAACAUCUGCAAUCGCUCCACCUGAAGAUAACGCCGCUACCCGAGCACAAGGACGUGUGGAGCUCGGAUGAGCUGCAAGUCAUGGAGAAAUUCUUCGACACGAAAGCGGCGGCUCCACCCUACAAGCCGAACUCCAUGUUCGGUUUUUGCUCGAUCCUGAAUGUGUCUGUGGACGUGCUCAAGAACUUCAUACAAAUCAUGAGGCUCGAACUGAUACCAGGAUUGGCGCAGCAGCAGGGCAUGAAAUGGUCCGUCCAGUGGAUGCUGCGCAUCCCUCCGUCUGCCAUCCCCAUAGUUCCCAUCGGAAUGGCAGGAAUUCUCGCCUACAAGACAAAAAUACUAUUCUUCCUGCAAAUAACGCGCAUGGGGAUGCAAUACGGCAGCGUUGGUGGUGGUGGCGGUGCGGGCGGAAUGGAACCUCCGUGUCUGGUCCUUCCACUCGUCUACGACAUCAGCACCAACAUCACGCAGCUUGCCGAGAAAAGGGAUUCAGGAUCUGGUGGUGCAAUCACCGCGGCAAACUCGCUGCUCAAGCAUUUUGCGCAAUUCCAAUCCAAUCACACCGAGUGCAGUCUGUAUCCAGCAGUGCGCGAACUGCUUCUCAAUCUGACGCUUCCCUCGGAACCACAAUCUGCGCCAAACUCUGCAACGAUGCCGCAGAUACAGUCGCCCGCCAUGCAGAUGGGAGGACAAGGACAGCCCGGAUAUCCGGUCAACAUGCCGAUGGGCAUGAUGGGUGGACCGCAAUAGGCGCCGGCGAAGACUAUCGACCGACCGACGACACACAAAUACGACCGUAUAGUUUUUAUUUUGUACAUACUCUACCUAUUGUUAGCGAUUAGUUAUUA